AUGGAAGAAGAGGAAUCAAAUGCACCACAAAAAGAUAUUUCUUCUUUAGUUAUUGCAUCGACUUCACAUAACGUAAAUUCCACAUACAAUUUAUAUAUUGAACGAAAUCGAAUAAUAAAUGGAAAUAAAGUUAUAAAGGUUGAUAAUUCAAAUUACGCUUUAUCAAAUGAUGGACAAGGAUUAAAUGUACAAUCAUUACAGCAUUCUUUAUUAAAACAUGCUUGGAGAAGUAAUUUUUCUUCUCCCAUUCAUGAAGCACUAAAAACUGGUGGACUUAAAGUAUUAGAUGUCGGAUGUGGACAUGGCGCUUGGUUAUUGGAUAUGUGUAAAGAUUACCCGCUAUGCGAUUUUGUGGGAUUAGAUAUUUCUCCCGUAUUUCCUUCGACGAGUUCCUUAUCUCCAAAUUUAAGUAAUUUAGCAUUCAUACAGUCAAAUGCAUUGGACGGAUUACCGUUUAAAGAUAAUACUUUUGAUUUCGUACAUCAACGUUUGUGGUUGAACGCAUUGAACGUGAGGCAAUGGGAACCCGCAAUUCGGGAAUUAAAGAGAGUUUGUAAGGUUGGCGGUUGGCUUGAGUUGUUGGAAACGGACGUUGUAUAUCAUAAUGAAGGCAUAAACACGAGGAAUUUAAGAGCAUCUCAUGUAUGCCGUCAGAUACCACAUUUCCUUAAAUCAGACGGUUCUUUCGAUGAAGUUAACAAAACGGAAUGUGACAUCCCUUUGGGUUCUUGGAAUGGAAAAUUCGGUGAAUUGGCCAUGAAAAUUAUAUAUGAAGGAUAUAAAGUUAUCUAUCCGGAAUUAAAACCAAUAAUGGAAGUUAACGAAGAAGAGUAUGAGGAGAUUUUAAAUAAAUUUAAUGAAAUUGAUAAUUGGAGUUACUCAAGGUCCGGAAGUUCAAAUAGUACUAUUACGGAUAUUAGCAGAAGUACACAAUCAACUUUUCAAUUAAGUUUUGAUGAUUUAAAUAAAAAAUAA
Molecule: messenger RNA, 975 nt
Organism: Funneliformis caledonium
Lineage: Eukaryota; Fungi; Glomeromycota; Glomeromycetes; Glomerales; Glomeraceae
Source: the annotation of a GenBank genome assembly